GUUUAGUUUUCUUGCAUAUCUGACAGAAGUAAGGUGGAAAUCGACAUUUCUUCGGUCUUGAUGGAUUUGACUGUUACCUGAAUUCACUUAUGUGUAAUAAUAUAAAGUGAAAGAUGUUAUUCAUAAACCAGAUUCUAAUACUUAUAUUUCUGACGUUAUUUUCAGAAUUACUGGGUCAUGAUGAAAUUCCAAAUUGGUGGAUUGGCAAACAUCCUCACAAGACGUUAGUAAUUAACGAGGGUGACCCUAUUGAGAUAAGUUGCCUGGCUGAAAACUCAAUUUUCUAUUACCCGAAGCAUAGCGGAACCUCAAAUUUCACGAUUACACAAGGAAAAAAGGAUUCAGAAUCUACUUUAAAUAUUUUUCGACGCCAUAAAGCUGUUCAUGGCGAUUCCGAUUUUUAUUGUUGCUUAAAAGUUAAUAGCACAACUAUUAACGUCGACUAUACCGACAACGAUUUCUCAGCAGAAAUACCAUUAAAUUUGACUUAUGUUUACGUAAGAUCAAAAAAGUAUGCAUUUGCCAAUCGUUUAAGUAGAAACGUGUGGAGUUGGACUAAAGGAACAUAUAUGAGAGUAUUUUGUCGACCUUCUUCGCCAGAUUUACAUGUUGAACUCGAACAUCAUUAUCGCGGAAAUCGAAAAGUAAUAACACACGACAAAAGAGUUUUCUGGGAACCAAAAUUUGGUUUUAUCGUUAAAAAUGUGCAACCGGUGGUAGAUGAUGGUUUAUACGUAUGUAAGGCGAAUCACAACGGUCAUAAUAAAGAACUUCUUUAUCCAAUAUCGAUUACUGAGGACGAUGUUUAUAAUAGUCCAUAUAUUAGUAAAAAUGAAGAACCACUUAAGCGAGGAGAUUCUGUACACCUGGCCUGUAGAGUCCUUUUAGAAAAUUUUACGAAGCAUGAACUGAAUUGGAUUACACCAAGAAAGAACAACAAGGUAACAACAAAAAUACAUUCUGAAAAAGCUGAUGCGGGUUUUGUUGUGACUAAUGAGCUGCUGAUAACAAACUUUACUGAAGAUGACCAAGGAGAAUACCAGUGCGAUUUUGUACAUUUCAAUAAAGCAGAACCAGAAGUAAAAUCAGUUACUGAGUCUCUCAAAAUUUAUGAUUCAAAGACUAGAUAUAUGAAGAUUAUUUAUGAUCGAGCUGAAAAUAGUUUUGUUCGAUAUACUGGAGACAGUUUAUAUAUAAUUGUUGAGGUGGACGCAUUUCCGAGACCAAAAGUUCAAUGGUUGAAUCCGAGAGGUGCAGAUAUUCAGGAUUCAGAAAAAAUCUCCGUAUACAACAGUUAUUUCUAUCCCCGAUUGAUUAUAGAAGACAUAGGGUUGGCUGAUGGAGGCGUUUAUACUCUUCAAGUAUCUCUUGAUGAUGAAAUCCAAAUGAUGAAAUUUACCCUAGAAGUUAAGCCUCUAUGAAAUUCGCUUUAAAGAAAUCUAAAAAAUUACCUGAACAAACUGAUUUGAUUUAAAAUAAAAAAUAAAUUAUUACCAUGUAAAUUAAAGCAGUACGCAAUGAAGAAAUAAAAUAAUCUCGUCUCUUAGA
Belonocnema kinseyi is the source of this 1548-nucleotide messenger RNA. RefSeq names its product vascular endothelial growth factor receptor 1-like. Lineage: Eukaryota; Metazoa; Arthropoda; Insecta; Hymenoptera; Cynipidae. The record is from RefSeq and is a predicted model, not a curated record. The transcript has 9 exons. Bases 114 to 1421 code for a protein of 435 amino acids.